GUUGGUUUAGAAAAUAACACGACAAUUUAAAAUUGAGCAAAAUAAACUUAAAAAUAGUGUCAUGUUGAAUAAUAUAUUCUAUCUGACUUUUUGGAUAUCUAUUUGCAAUUACAAAGCAUUUGGCUGUCCCCUUACAGUAACUCAAUAUAAAAGACCUAGACAUUAUGUCACUAUUCAGUUUCAAGCAAUAACGAAGAACACUGAAGAUUCUACUCUAUCUGUAACCAAUGAGAUAUUGUCUAAUACAGGCUCUAAAUUACUAAUAGCACUGUAUAGAAAUUCAACCAGUUUAUACAUAGGUAACUGUACUGGUUGUACGUUUACUGGUAAUGCUGCUACUGGAGAUCUCGCUAUUAGACUGGACAACCUACACCAAUCAGAUGGAGGAACAUACAAACAUGCGGUGACUCAGGCUAGCCGGGAAGUAAAAGAAUGUGUCGUUGUCUACAUCUUAGGUCAACCAACAAAGCCUAGUAUCACCAUUAACAAAUUACCAUUUGAAGGAGAGACUGCGAUAUUGACAUGUAUCAGUAUAUCAACUACAACACCUCGAGACCCAAAUCUUAGAAUUGUGUACAACUGGAAUAUUGAUAAUAAUAACAUUCCAAGUGACUCAAGACAUACAUACUCAAAUACAAGGAACAAGUUGACAAUUUCUAACAUUAGUAGAAAUGAUGCCAACAAAAACUUUACAUGUGCAGCAAAGGAAGAUCUCGGUAAUGCCUAUACAUCUACUAUCAGUGAUCCAUUAAAAAUAGAUGUUUAUUACAAGCCAGACACUGGACCAUUGAUUCAGAGUUCAAGUAAGCUUUUUGGAAAUAACACAAUAUUUCGUGCCAUUGGAACUAGACAACAAACACUUGAUUGUUCAGUUACUGGUGGAUAUCCUUCACCAUCACUAUCAUGGGCGUGUUUUAUGGGAACCGUGCAGGAUUUGAGUUCUGGACAGACAAUAACAAAGAGAUGGACUUGGACAGCAUCAACAAAUGGCACAUGUAAAUGUACAUCUAUACAAAUGGGUGCUGCAAGUGAGGUUGUUCUAAACGUCAGACUUUUAUUACCACCUACAUCUCCAGAGCUCCAGCUAAAUUCACAAAAUGUUCAACCAUCCAGUACAGUUAAAAUUAUAAGAGACAGCACGAAGCCAAUUAUUUGCUCGUCUACAAGUGUUCCCCUACCAGAAUAUAAAUGGACAUACAAUGGACAAACAACAGAAGUUAGCCAAGACGCAACACUAAAUCCUUCUCAGGUUACAAGAAAUGGUAUUUAUUACUGUAAUGCACAAAACAGAAUGACGCCGUCUCUUGGCAGUACAGAAACUGGAAAUAGCUCUGCCUUUAUUGACAUUCAAAUAUUGUCCCCGCCAUCUAAACCUGAGCUGAGAUAUCAUGACCGAAGUGGAUCCGUUAUAACUGGACGUUUUAAAGUUGUUAGAAGAGAUAACUUUAACCUGUAUUGUUCAUCAACUGGGAACCCGACUGCAAAUUACCGAUGGACAGGAGAUGGAAGAACAAUCAGUGACCAAGUUAUAGCUGUUUCAUCUAUACAACAAGAUAGAAGUUACACAUGUAAAGCAACCAAUACAAUGAAUCCUACAAAUGACGCUAAUGUAACACGAACUUCUACAUCGACUGUGUCUGUUAGCGUUUUAUCUCCAGUAACAAGUCCUACAAUAGAAUAUCACUACAGCCAGUCAGAAAGGACACCAGUUACCUCAACAUUGAAAGCCAUUAAAGGGAAGUCAUUCAGUGUAUCAUGUUCAUCUACUGGAAUACCAACACCUACACUCUCGUGGUCAGGUCAGAUCUUUUCAAAUACCAACAAAUUGGCCAUUACUUCUAUUCAAAGUAAUGCAACAUACGUUUGUACAGCUAGUAAUUAUAUGAACAGAACAUUUGGAACGAAAGAAAUAGUGACAAUCACAUCUGACCUUCAUAUGGAAAUUCUAUACGGUCCAUCUGUUAAACCAUUUAACAUUGAGCCGGUUGUUGAGGGAUCCACACUAUCUGUUGAAUGUAAAGCUGAUCCUGGUAAUCCCGCUUGUAUGACAUACUCAUGGAGGAGAAAAUUAAACAGUUCAUCUAUGAACAAUUGGCAAAUUAUACCAGAUUCUAUUAUCUUUGUCAAUGAAGGUAAACUUGUCAAACAAAACAUUAAUAGAAAUGAUGCUGGAACAUACAAUUGUACUGCAUCAAAUGUUAUGAAACCAACUGCUGAAAAUCAACAAAUAGGAUCAAGUUCUCGGACAUUCCUUCUUGAUGUUUUGUAUGAAACAUCUAUAAUGAGUUUUUUUGAAGUCAGUGAGCCUACAAUGACUGACGUCACAAAACAUGAGAACUCUUCAAUCAACCUUCAAUGUACAGUUGAUAGCAAUCCAGGUUCUACAAUUGCUAUAUUGAAAAGUAGGGAGAAUAUUGCAUCCGUGGUCAAAGCAAAGCAAAUUUCCUAUAAGAAAGAAAAGAUAUCAUGUGAUGCUGCCGGGCUAUACACUUGUGUCGCCUACAAUGAUUAUAAUGGUGAAACUAGACCAUCAAAGGAACUGCGCCUGUAUGUGACAUGUAAACCGAAUCCACCAGAAAAUGUUAACUACCUUGAUGGUUCAUUAGAACAAACAUUAGUCAUUAUAACGUGGAAACCGGGAUUCCAUGGAGGCCUAAACCAAACAUUUCAUGUCACAUAUAAAAAACAGAGUGACUCAAGCUGGAAAGAAAUAACGAUACCAGAUAAGGGAACCACACGAAUGAAUGUUACACUUUUCGGUCUUGAACCAGGCACAUCCUAUGUCUUUCAAAUGUUUUCAAGAAAUCCUGAGGGAAGCAGUGAUGUUACAGAAAUAUUAACAUUUACAACAAGAGGAAAAACAGACGAACCUGGAAUAAAUGCAGCAUUGAUUGGAGGAUUGCUUACUGGUUCAGUUAUCGUUAUUGCUGUUGUCGUUGUUUUUAGUGUUUUCUUGAGAAGAAAAUACUGGAAAAAAGGAAUUCAAAGAGACAGAAGUGAAAGCAGACAUAGCGGUAACGAUGCUUACACAGACUUACAAGAUAUGCAAAGUGGUAUACACAUAUACAAUGACUUUGACUACGUUAACACGGCACACGAUCACAGUUCAAGUGAAAACGACACAAAUGUGUAUACAGUGUUAGAGCCGAAUGUCGAUGAAAAUAAGGAGCAUAUCUAUAAAAAGUUAGAACUGAAGUCUACGCCAAAUGACGGUCAACACGUUUACGAAAACCUUUAGUUACAUUAUUGCAAUCGCAAUAUUUCUUCGCAAUUUUGCCUACAAAUCUUCUACUUGGAGGAUUCACCUUCAAUUUUGUAUCCCGCAUAUUUUCAACAUAGCGACGAUAGUGGAUAUUGUGACGUAACGACGCAGUCUUGGAUCUACACUCUGUAGACAGUACAGAAUCGAUCUUCCUGCUUUGAAUGGGCCACAUCUGGAGAUUGUGACGUAGAGACCCCACAUCCACAGUCUUGGAUCUACACUCUGUAGACAGUACAGAAUCGAUCUUCUGCUUUGAAUGGGCCACAUCUGGAGAUUGUGACGUAGAGACCCCACAUCCACAGUCUUGGAUCUACACUCUGUAGACAGUACAGAAUCGAUUUUCUGCUUUGGAUGGGUCACAUCCCGAGCAUCAGUGUAUUUAUUUUAAGUUAAGCCACCGGGACAAAGUGACAUAGUGUUAUUCGACAGGACACGGAACUUUUAUUUAAUUUGUUUUCUCAUUCAUUCAUUUAAUUUCAUUUAUAAAUAAUCAUUUAUUUUUGUAAAUAUACUGUUAAAUAGU
Messenger RNA from Ruditapes philippinarum (Manila clam), 3785 nucleotides. RefSeq names its product hemicentin-1-like. The transcript is spliced from 17 exons. Lineage: Eukaryota; Metazoa; Mollusca; Bivalvia; Venerida; Veneridae. The record is from RefSeq and is a predicted model, not a curated record. Gene Ontology annotation, molecular function: protein binding. The coding region runs from base 62 to 3238 and encodes 1058 amino acids.